CUCUACCAUCAUCGCCCACCGACGAGAAGCGGAGACAAGCUUGUGGCUGGAGUAUGCCCUGAGGAAGGACACCAAGUAGAAGAAGCAGAGAAGGUCUCUGGUGCUGCACAGACCGGCUCGAAGUUGUCGAAUGCAAAGAUGAAGGUGGAGGGGAGUCCGUCCUGCGAGUCGUGCCGGUCGGCGCCGAGCACGGUGUACUGCCGCGCAGACGCCGCCGCCCUCUGCGCCACCUGCGACGCCAGCAUCCACUCCGCCAACCUGCUCGCCCGCCGCCACCAACGUGUCCCGGUCCUACUCGCCCUGGCCGGCGGCGGCCUCGUCGUCCGCCCCAGCCUCACCCUCCCCUACCACAUCGGCGUCCCGGUGGGCCUCGACGAAUCGGAGCGCGAGGACGACGAAGAGGAGGAGGCUGCCUCCUGGCUACUGCUCGAUCCUGUGAAGGGCAACGGCCAGGGCGCCGCAGCGCUCCCGCCAUUCGCCGAGGUCGACGAGUUCUUGGACCUCGUUGGGUACAACGCCGGCGAGAAUCAAGGAUCGGAGUGUUGCAAUGGCCCCAUGCAGCAGCAGCAGUUGCAGUACAGCUAUGAGACGAGCGAGGAAAGCGAGUGUUUGGUGCCAAACGAGCUGCAUCAGCUUCAACAGAGCUUGCAGAUGGAGCAUGGUGCCUCCAAUGGGCUCAAUUACUCUGUUUCCUUGUCAUCAGUGGAUGCAAGUGUUGUGCCGGAUACAUCCAACACAUCUCACAUUCGAGCAUCCAAAGGAACCAUACAUCUCUUCUCACCACGAUUCAAUCCCAUGGACAGAGAAGCCAGGGUCAUGAGGUACAGGGAGAAGAGGAAGGCGAGGAAGUUUGAGAAGACCGUCAGGUAUGCCUCGAGAAAGGCAUAUGCUGAAACCAGGCCUCGGAUCAAAGGCCGCUUCGCGAAGAAAUCGGAUGCGGAGCUCGAAGUGGAUCAUAUGUUCUCUGUUGCGGUUUUGGCUGAUUCAAGCUUUGGUGUAGUCCCGUCGUUUUGAUUCAUCUGCAAGAACUCCUGUUGUUAAUUUCCGGUUCGAACAAGAUGCAAUCUUUGAUGAUUUAUAUGAUGAUUCAUUAUCUAAUGA
Molecule: messenger RNA, 1101 nt
Organism: Musa acuminata subsp. malaccensis (wild Malaysian banana)
Lineage: Eukaryota; Viridiplantae; Streptophyta; Magnoliopsida; Zingiberales; Musaceae
Product: zinc finger protein CO3
Biological process (GO): regulation of flower development
Cellular component (GO): nucleus
Molecular function (GO): zinc ion binding; protein binding; DNA-binding transcription factor activity
Source: RefSeq, a predicted model, not a curated record